Sciurus carolinensis (gray squirrel) is the source of this 684-nucleotide messenger RNA. Its product is annotated as melanoma-associated antigen B16-like. NCBI's taxonomy places the organism in Eukaryota, Metazoa, Chordata, Mammalia, Rodentia, Sciuridae. The record is from RefSeq and is a predicted model, not a curated record. The transcript has a single exon. Gene Ontology annotation, cellular component: nucleus. The coding region runs from base 1 to 684 and encodes 227 amino acids. Gene Ontology annotation, biological process: negative regulation of transcription by RNA polymerase II.
AUGAGAAAGGCUCCUGCUGCUAAAACACCAAGUAUCCCCCAGGGUUCUUGGAGUGCCUGUUCAUCUUUCACUGCCACUACAGUCACCUCAUCAAGAAAAUCAAAUGAGAGCUCCAGCAGCCAAGAAGAGGAAGAUAGUCCAGCUUCCUCAUACUCCUCACCUGAUGCUGAGAACCUGCCUGUAGACCCUCUAGAUGAGAAAACAGUGGUGUUGGUACAGUUCCUACUACAUAAAUAUCAAAUUAGAGAACCAGUCAGAGAGGCAGGCAUGCUAAAUAAUGUUAUCAAUGAGAACAAGAAUGAUUUUCAUGAGAUGGUCAGGAGAGCUUCUGAGCACAUGGAGCUGGUCUUUGGUGUCAGUGUAAAGGAAAUUGACCCCAUCAGUCACAGGUAUGUCCUUGUCAACAAAUUGGGACUUACAAAUGAUGACAGGCUGAGUGGUGAUGAGGGCAUACCUAAGACGACCAUUCUGAUAAUUGUCCCAGGUGCGAUCUUCAUAAAGGGAAACUGUGCCCCUGAGGAUGAGAUAUGGGAAGUGUUGAAUAUGAUGAAUUUGUAUUCUGGGAGGAAGAUCUUCAUCUUUGGUGAGCCAGUAGAGCUCAUCACUAGAAAUUUGGUGCAGGAAAACUACCUGGAGUACUGCCAGGUGCGUGACAUUGAUCCUUCAUGGUAUGAAUUCCAAUAG